This is a messenger RNA of Hypanus sabinus (Atlantic stingray), 4595 nucleotides long. RefSeq names its product cytochrome P450 2J2-like. Gene Ontology annotation, biological process: arachidonate metabolic process; xenobiotic metabolic process. Gene Ontology annotation, molecular function: heme binding; iron ion binding; oxidoreductase activity, acting on paired donors, with incorporation or reduction of molecular oxygen, reduced flavin or flavoprotein as one donor, and incorporation of one atom of oxygen. Bases 395 to 1915 code for a protein of 506 amino acids. The record is from RefSeq and is a predicted model, not a curated record. Gene Ontology annotation, cellular component: cytoplasm; intracellular membrane-bounded organelle. The transcript is spliced from 9 exons. NCBI's taxonomy places the organism in Eukaryota, Metazoa, Chordata, Chondrichthyes, Myliobatiformes, Dasyatidae.
UCCAUCCACCCAACUCUCUGAUUUGGCCAGACGCUCCACUUUUUCCUCUACUAUCAGGUUCCACACCAGCCAGUUCCACCAAUCAGUUCCUGUUACUGUUUCUGCUCUUUCCUCCUCCAUCUGCCAAUCACCCCUCCUCUGCUGGCUCCACCAACCGCUUGCCAGCUCCCCGCACGCCUGAAUUCCCCUCCAGAAAUAGAAAUGCUGUCUGACUUCCUCUGGUGAUUUCCCUCCUGAUCCAGAAUCCAGUAAUUACAGUCUCUGGUCUCCGGGACACACUCGUUCCAUUAAGUGUGAGUGUGGACUGGCAGUGUAGACCUCUCCAACACCCCCAAUUCACCUUCCUCUCGUGCUCUGCGCGCAGUUUGUUUACUGCUCGUUUGCUCUGGAGAACAUGGACAUCUUCGCUUUCCCGCAGCUCCUGCUCAAACUCUUCGACAGGUUCACGGCGCUGGCCGUGUUCUGCACGGUCUUUUGCCUGGUCUUUGACUUCAUGAAGAGGCGAAAGGCGUGUGGGAACUACCCUCCCGGACCCCGGGGCUUACCCUUCGUCGGGAACAUCCUGCAGGUGGAUCUGAGCAACCCUCAUCUGUCAUUCGCAAAGCUGUGGAAGAAGUACGGCGAUGUGGUGAGUUUAGAGUUUGGAUGGACAAACCUGGUGGUGCUGAGUGGCUACAAGGCCCUGAAAGAGGCUCUGGUGAAGAAAUCGGAAGACUUUGCGGACCGGCCCAACCUUCGAGUCUAUGAAAAGUUCUUUGCGCAGCACGGGGAAGGUAUCGUGCUUGCAAAGUACGGAGACUGGUGGAAACAGCAAAGGAAAUUUUCACUCUUGACCCUGAAGAACUUUGGGCUUGGAAAGAAGUCCCUUGAAUUGCGAAUUGUGGAAGAGGCUGAAUUUUUAAUUCAAGGUUUUGAAAGUGAACAAGGUCUCCCUUUUGAUCCACAUUUCCAUUUAACUUAUGCGACCUCGAAUAUCAUCUGCUCAAUUGUCUUCGGUGAGCGCUUUGAAAACAGUGAUAAGAAGUUCCGUAGACUUUUGCACAUACUUGAAGAAAGCUUUGUGUUGGAAGGUGCAUUUUGGGGUCAGUUGGUGAAUACGUUCCCCUUCCUGUAUUACCUCCCAGGACCGCAAAAUAAAAUAUUUCAAAAUCAGGACAAAAUGGCUCAAUUUUUGCAAGAAAUAAUCACAAGUCACAAGGAAUCAUGGGAUCCAAAUUAUACCAGGGACUUUAUUGAUGCUUUCUUAACACAACAGGAGAAGGUGAGGAACACACCGAACACAAGCUUCCUGGAGAACAAGAUGAUUGGGACAUUACUAAGCCUCUUUGCUGCAGGUACAGAGACCACGUCCACCACCCUAAGCUGGGGCUUGCUCUUCAUGGUGUUACAUCCAGAUGUGCAGUCUCAGGUUCACGAGGAGAUUGACAGAGUGAUUGGGAAGGGUCGAAGGCCAAGGUUGGAAGACCGGGAGGAGAUGCCAUUCACUAACGCUGUUAUCCAUGAAACACUACGCUUGGGGAAUAUUGUUCCGAUCUCAGUGGCACAUGAAACGUACAGAGAUACCACAGUCAUGGGUUACACCAUCCCAAAGGGAACAAUGAUUAUUCCAAACAUUUCCUCUGCCUUGUUUGAUGAAGAUACUUGGUUGACUCCACAUCAGUUUAAUCCAGGACACUUCCUCGAUUCCGAUGGGAAGUUUGUGAGGCCAGAAGCUUUCAUCCCAUUCUCAGCAGGUCAUCGUGCGUGUUUGGGGGAGCAACUGGCAAAGACAGAGCUCUUCAUCUUCUUCACGUCCAUGCUCCAAAGAUUCACGUUGUUUCUCCCGGAAAAUGAGCCAAGACCAAGCUACAAGGAAGCUCGAUUCGGAAUUACCCUCUGCCCACUGCCAUAUCGACUCUGUGUUAAAACCAGAUAGGGAUGGAUAUUCACCAUCUGGGGUCAGGAGGCUUUUUGCUAAACUCAGAUUCAAAAUGCUGAUUUUUUUAUUAAAGAUCUUUAUUGUUAAUCAUUAACUCGUACUAAUUUACCAGUCCUCUUGAGAAACAAUCCAGUCCAAGGUUAGGAAACCUAUCAUUGAAUUAAUUGGGACUAUGACCUAAUCAGAAGAAACAAUACUUCUUUAUUCAUACAGCAUGGAGUAGGCCUUUCCAGCUUUUCGAUCCCCAGCAACCACUGACAAACCCAAUUAGCCCUAACCUAAUCACAUUUACAAUAACCCAUUAUCCUACCCAACAGGGUAUGUCUUUGGAUCCGGAGAAACCCACACUUUCCAUAGGGGAGGCCAUACAGCAAUUCCUUACAGAAAGGGGCCGGAAAUGAGGUCCAAACUCCAGAACAUCCUGAGCUGUAAUAACAUCGUGCUAACCACUUCACUACCGUGGUUCCCUGUUAUUGUCUGUGUUAAACUGAGGCUCCAACAGUCCAUCCUGAUGGAUGUAGUUCUGAAAUUAACAAAUGUAGAUGUGGGCAUCACUAGAUGAUGGGCAAAAACCCCCAAUAAAAACAUUAGAAAGCAGUAAAGGAGUGAAGUUACAAACAUGAAAGUGUAGUGACCAUUCCUCAUCCCCGAUCUGAGAGGGAUCUCUUCGCAGACCAGUCUUUCAUUGACAGGCAACUUACUCAUCUGCAACUCAUCUCGUUUGUGAAGAAUUAUGCUUAUGUUUGGAAAUCCUUUAUUGAUCCAUAAUCUCUAUUACAACUACUCCUCAAAAUAAAUGUGUUCUACUUGUUUAAUCUUUUUUGGUAGCUGAAACCAUGUUUUCAUUAGUUGGGAGGGGGAUCUCAUCACUCAAAAGAGUAAUUAUUGGCAGCUACGAUCCUUCAGAAAAGAGAUAAAGUAGUUAAUUAUUCUUUGCAUUAUAGAAUGAUACAGUAUAAUCUCCCUGAUGUGAGGGUGCUGUCUGAUUUCUAUGUCUUUACUUCAGAAUGGACACACUCAUUAUCAUCACAAGAUAUAAUUUAUGCAGAAGAAACAGGGAGUGAUACUCUUGAACUAGAAAGUGAACAAGGUAGUAAUUAUUUUUUAAGAGUGAAAUCCUUACUGAUGCACAGUCUUCCAAACGUACUUUCAUGGUUAUAUUUUGGGUGAUGCUCCAGAGCAAGACCCCACAGCUUCUGGCAUCCAAACUCUGGUUCAGCAGGAACCAUCUGCCAAGAUUUGGGGAAAAAUCACUGAAGAUGGUUCUUCUUUUUGCUAAUAGUGAAGCAGGAUUUGUGUUGGUUGAGUGUUCUGAGCAUCCAUUGGGUAGGAAUUCAUUCUAGUUGCUGUGGAUCAGGAUUUCCAAAAUGUUAGCUUGCAGGAUGAGUUGGUAGUAAGGUAAGCUAAUGCAAUGUUAGCAUUCACUUCAAGAGGACUUGAAUAUAAAAGCAUUAGUGUACUGGUGUAUCCACACUGGGAGUAUUGUGAGCAGUUCUGGACCCCUUAUUUAAGAAAGGAUGUGUUGGCAAUAGAAAGAGCCUAGAGAAGGUUCAGGAGAAUGAUGUCAGGGUUGAAAGGGUUAACAUAUGAGGAGCAUUUCAUGAUUCUGGGCCUCUAUGUACUGGAGUUUUUACAAGAAUGAGAAGGGAAUCUCAUUUUAAACCUACCAGAUAUUGAAAGGAGCAGAUAGGUUGGACAUGCAGGAAAUUCAACAGUGGAAAAACCUAGGACCAGAGGACAAGGCCUCAGAACAGAAGGACAUUCCAUUGCAACAGAGAUGAGGAGAAUUUUUUAGCCGGAGGGUGGUGAAUCUGUGGAAUUCAGUGUCACAGAAAAAUGAGAGGAUCCUAUCGAAUAUUGAAAGGCCUACAUAGAAUGGAUAUUGAGAGGAUCUUUCCAAUGGUGAUGGAGUCUAGAACCAGAGGGCACGGGCUCAGAAUACAAGAACGUCGCCUUAGAAAAGGCACGAGGAGAAAUUUCUCAAGUCAGAUUUCAUUGCCACAGACAACUGUAUACAACAAGUCAUUGGAUGUAUUUAAAGCAAAGGUUGAUAGGUUCUUGAUUAGUUGGCAGGUUAAUGGUUACAGGGGGAAAAAAGGGGAAUGGGGUUGAGAGAGACAAUAAAUCAGCCAUGUUCAAAUGGUUCAGAAGACUUGAUGACCUGAAUGGCCUAAUUCUGCUCCUAUCCCUUAAAGUCAUAGGUGGGAUGAAGGUGGCUCCAUUCCCAAUGACUUGGCUUGUCCCAUCACCAAUUUCACCAGUGGGCACAUUAUUCAAUCAUGCUUUGGACCUACCAAACCAUGAGAUUUCCUCUCUAAGCAAUGCCUUCAGAAUUACCAAGUAGGUCCUAGACAAUUAUUCUGUCAGUGUAUUCAUUCACCAACUGAUUUUUAACUUACAGCAAUCAAGCAGAACAAACUUUUACUGAAAGCUAAUCAAUUUCUUUUAGCAUAUUGUUUAGUUUUGACCAAUCGUUCUGAAUAUUGUGUUAAUUUGCAUAUUCUGUUAUAUAGCUGAGUGAUGGCUUAAUUAUACAAUGGAUUGUUGUCACCUUAUAUAUUGGUUUCCAAACUUGUUUGAAGAUAUAAAAUAAAGGACGUGUAAAGCAAAUCCAUCGGAGUCUGAAUCUGAAGUGCAAUUGCCGAUGAGCUGAGAUAGUAACUCUAAUCAGAAUAAA